AUGACAAAAUCUAAAACCACCAACACCACUAUUAAGCCUAAAGCUGCUAGUAAAACCAAAACCAAUAGUGACAAUACUACUUCUAAGCCAAGACAUAAACGUAAAAACAAAAAUUCUGAUUCUACCACCAUCACUGCUACCACUGCUAAUGAUCACAAUGUUACUUCUAGUAACGAAAGCGAUAACAAUUAUAAAUUAUCAGAAGAAUCAAACAUUACGUGUAAUUCAGUUGAAAUGAUGGAAUCAUCUUUAAAUUAUGAUUGUGAUGGUAAUAUUAUCGCUUCUUCUUUGGAUGUUGAUAAUAAUGAUGAGGAUGGAGAAAGAGUUGUAAUAGUUACCACUGAAAAAGAUAGUUACUUGAAAAAUGUGAAUUGGGACGAUGUCGCAGAUCAAGUCAAAGAGAAAACUGCUAGAAUGUGUUAUGAUCAAUGGAAAAAGGUUCUUGUACCUAGCAUAAAAAAAUAUGUCGAAGAAAAAGAAAAAGUUACUACUGAACAGCAACAAUAG
Molecule: messenger RNA, 507 nt
Organism: Entrophospora sp. SA101
Lineage: Eukaryota; Fungi; Glomeromycota; Glomeromycetes; Entrophosporales; Entrophosporaceae
Source: the annotation of a GenBank genome assembly